Blumeria graminis f. sp. triticale is the source of this 897-nucleotide messenger RNA. The record is from the annotation of a GenBank genome assembly. Lineage: Eukaryota; Fungi; Ascomycota; Leotiomycetes; Helotiales; Erysiphaceae.
AUGAUGCUAUCAAAAGCCGUCAGACCUGCCCUCAAGGCAAGCUCUGCCGCCUACACUCGUUCAAUUCCAAAAGCUGCAACAUAUGCAACACUUCGAGAAAUUGAAGACCGCCUAAAAUCCAUCAGGAAUAUCGAAAAGAUUACCAACACCAUGAAGAUUGUGGCCUCGACCAAGUUAACCCGUGCCCAGCGUGCAAUGACUGAAUCUCGUCAAUACGGUCAAACUUCCAACGCUGUUUUUGACCAAGCCGGAACUAAGCCACUUGAAAAAGAUAACCAAAAAUAUUUGAUUGUUGUAGCCAGUUCGGAUAAAGGGCUAUGUGGUGGCAUCCACUCAGGACUUAGUAAACGCGUUAGGAAGAUGCUUAUUGAAAAUCCCAAUGCCGACAUUGUAGUUCUUGGGGAAAAAGCUAAGGCACAAUUGAGUCGAUCAAGUGGGAAGAAUAUUGUCUUGAGCUUUGCCGGUGUUGGAAAAGACAUCCCAAGCUUUGCGGAAGCACAGGCUAUCACAGAUCAGAUUACCAGUCUCCCUACCGAAUACUCGUCUAUUCAGAUCGUUUACAACAAAUUUAUUAAUGCACAGAGUUAUGAAGCUACCAUAAUUGACGCUUACACUGAAGAGGCAAUCGUCAAUUCUCCAAAUCUUUCCGCCUAUGAAGUUGACAAUGAGGUAAUUGCAAACCUCCGCGAAUAUGCGCUUUCGAAUUCUUUAUAUUGGGCUCUCGCUGAAGGUCAUGCAUGCGAACAAUCUGCGCGUCGAAAUGCAAUGGAUAACGCUUCAAAAAACGCUGGCGAUAUGAUAAACAAGUAUCAAAUCUUAUUCAAUCGCACUCGACAAGCUGUCAUUACUGGUGAACUGGUUGAGAUUAUUACAGGUGCUGCAGCCUCAGAAGAAUAA